AUGUCCAUCACCAUCACGACCGAUGCUCCGUCUCCGCGCUCGAAACCCCCUCCAGGACCCCCGAAAGAGAACACAACGGCCGUCGUGGACGAAAAUGUCGAGCUGGCCAACUUGCCCCCGGACGGCGGCCGUCUCGCCUGGCUGCAAGUCGCCGGCUCGUUCUUCUUGUUCUUCAACUCCUGGUCAGCGAGCGUCCUCUCUCUCUCUCUCUCUCCUCUGCUCAUUUCCUGUGCCGCUGACCAUCUUCAACCAAAAAGGGGUCUGACCAGCUCCUACGGCGUCUUCCAGACCUACUACCAGGCGACCAUGCAGCACACCUCGGCCGACGCCAUCGCCUGGAUCGGCUCCAUCCAGUCCUGCCUCGUCCUCCUCGUCGGCGUGCUCGUCGGGCCCCUCUACGACGCCGGCUACUUCCGGAGCCUGACCCUCACCGGCAUCGCCCUUGUCUUCCUCGGCCUGUGCAUGACCAGCCUCGCCUCGCGCUACUGGCAGACCCUGCUCGCCCAGGCCUUCUGCGUCGGCCUCGGCGCCGGCUGCCUCUACAUCCCCUCCGUCGCCAUCAUCCUGCAGUGGUUCGCCCGCCGCCGCGCCCUCGCCACCGGCGUCGUCGCCACGGGCAGCGGCCUCGGCGGCGUCGUCUACCCGCUCAUCGUCCAGGGCCUCCUCCCGCGCGUCGGCUUCCCCUGGGCCACCCGCGUCAUCGCCUUCGUCUCCCUCGCCACCAACGCCUUUGCCUUUGCCGUGCUGCGGGAGCGGAAGCCGGGGGGUCUCGGCGCCGAGAUGCAGCGCCGCCGCCGCGUCAUGCUGGACCUGUCCGCCUACCGCAACGUCUCCUUCGUCGUCUUCUCCGUGGCCAUGUUCUUCAACUUCUUCUCCUACAUGGCGCCCAUCUACUACCUGCAGCAGUACUCUCUCACCCACGGGCUGGCCGGCCAGGGCGCCUCGGACACGUCGGGGCUGGCGUACUACCUCGUCGCCAUCCUGAACGCCGGCUCCAUCUUCGGACGCUUGUUCCCCGCCUGGCUCGCCGGCCGCUGCGGGCCGAUCAACGUCCUCCUCGGCGUAUCCGUAUCCGUCGCCACCGUGGCCCUGUGUUGGCUCGGCGUGAGCACCGGCGCCGGGAGCGUGGCGUUCGCCCUCGCCUACGGCUUUGCAUCCGGCGGUCUCGUCUCGUUGCCCCCUACCGUCGUCUCGACUCUGGUGCCGGACCUCGGCUUGCACGGCACGUGGCUGGGCAUGGUCUCGACAACAAACGCGUUUGGGUCGCUCGCCGGGCCGCCCAUUGCCGGCGCUCUCCUGGAAGCCACCGGGAGUUACUUGGGCGUGCAGCUACUGUCGGGUCUCGGUAUGGUGGCCAUGACGGUACUGGUAUUGGUGUUGAGGAUGAUCAGAGUAGGAAAAGGGUCAACCUGGAUCGUGUAA
This is a messenger RNA of Colletotrichum higginsianum IMI 349063, 1422 nucleotides long. Its product is annotated as MFS monocarboxylate transporter. The record is from RefSeq and is a predicted model, not a curated record. Gene Ontology annotation, cellular component: fungal-type vacuole membrane. The coding region runs from base 1 to 1422 and encodes 473 amino acids. Gene Ontology annotation, biological process: transmembrane transport. The transcript has a single exon. Gene Ontology annotation, molecular function: transmembrane transporter activity. NCBI's taxonomy places the organism in Eukaryota, Fungi, Ascomycota, Sordariomycetes, Glomerellales, Glomerellaceae.